Molecule: messenger RNA, 772 nt
Organism: Teleopsis dalmanni
Lineage: Eukaryota; Metazoa; Arthropoda; Insecta; Diptera; Diopsidae
Exons: 4
Coding region: 37-456 (139 amino acids)
Source: RefSeq, a predicted model, not a curated record
UUAAAUUUUAUUAUAUUUUUUAUAAUUUUUGCAAAUAUGGACAAAUUUUCAAAAUUAACAAAAGCAAUGUAUUCAAUGCAGUAUAACUUCAGAAAUGCAGUAUUCAAGCGCUACGUGAUGUACAAAGAGGACUCUAAUAUUUAUUUUGAACCACCGUUAAAUAUCAAUGAGCGACACCAAAACUAUAAGGGGAAUGUACUAUCGUUUUUUGAUAAGAAAAAUAAAUGCUUGCAGUUACAUAUAGUAGCAAACAUCUCUUUACCAGCUUACUUAGAAGAAAUGAAAAAUCAAAAAGGUUUUCAUUACCACCACAGAAAUGAAGAGACCACUGACGUAUUUAAAUUUCAACAAAUGAGCACUGCUGUCAACUACCCUAGACGUUUCUCUUCACGCCUUUUGUCAAGCCAAUAUUCAGAAGCGACAGAAUGUGGAACUGGUGACGGUUAUAUCGAUUAAAUCAAAUGCAACUUCGAUGGAUUAUGCAUGCAAUCCUACCUACCGGUACGCUUCUUCUCAGUUGUUGUGCUUGGAGUGGUUAAGAUCCAAAAUCGUUUUUACGAAACAGUCACGAAGGUGUCACUAGGCGCAUUUAUAUGAUAGAAGAAAGGCUCUUCAGCAUUGUCUUUCUUACGAAUUCUUUCUCACUGGAACAAUUAAAAGUUGACGAUGAAUUUAACAGUUGUUAUGCUAAUAUCUACACAUAUUCGUCCCAAAUACUUCCAUCAAAAAAAAUUUAAUGUUUAACUUAUUUUCAAAAUUGCUGUAUCAAAUU